Molecule: messenger RNA, 2286 nt
Organism: Oldenlandia corymbosa var. corymbosa
Lineage: Eukaryota; Viridiplantae; Streptophyta; Magnoliopsida; Gentianales; Rubiaceae
Source: the annotation of a GenBank genome assembly
AUGGCUUCCAAUUUGUCUCUGCCUCCAGCCUUCAUCCAGAACCCGAAUAUGAAAAGAUCCUAUUCCCAGACACUAUGCCAAUCAAAUUUAUUGAGCGUCGGAGAGCAUCAAAAGGAACAUGGUCCGGCUAAACCUGAUACAUUUCUAGGAUUACGGUUUUUCUCUUGGGGGUCAAGAACCAAAGCAGCUGCAACUAAAUGGAUGGCUCCAGGUGCCCUGUCAUCCACGGAUUGGACUUUGCAAUCUGAUAAAAUCUGCUGCGAGGAUGAGUCUUCUGCAGCUAUUACUCGUGUUCAUGAAAUGGAAUUCAAUCGGGUAAACUGUCUUGUGCAGUUAUUGCAUGAAUCCGCUAGAGGUUUUUCACUGGAUGUACAGGCACAUGACUUGGUUAUUGCAGAACCAGAGCUAGCUAUGGCUUGGAGAGGGGUUGACGUGCAUGCCUGGCAUAGGAACAUAGCGUACCAGGUAUCAGUUUAUGCUUUGCUGAAAGCCGCAAUUGAAGUAGAAACCUUUCUAUCUCACAAACGCAGCAACAAUCCAUCUCUUGUCCAGGAGAUACUGUCCUUGAAGGCUCACUUACUUUAUGCCCAGAUAGAAAGGGAGUUGAAAACUAAGAAUUCGAAGUUAGUGCAGUGGUUUAAAUUAGUGGAACUGCCACGCAUUUCUGAACAAUUCAUCCCUUUGUUUAAGAAGUGGUCAAUGGAAUAUGCUGGAAGUGGUGUUGCAGGAACAAUUCUGGCUUUAAGUUGUUUUGCUGCAAUAAAGAAGCUGGACUCUCAACGAAUUUCGCGCCCUAUGUUAUUUAUUUCGAUUGAAGAUGCAUUAGUAAACCUCAUUAGCUCGACAGAAGGUCUUGUUUCAGUGAAUAAACUGCAUCAGUUUGCUUGUGAAGCCGGAUUUGAACAGGAUUUCUUGUUGCAUUUUGGUAGGAGGAUUCUUCCUUCUAAGAGUGUGGAAGACUUGGAGUUCUGGAUUGGGUUGGUGGAAAGAAAACUAUCUACAGCAUUCCAGAGAGAGAGUUUAAUCACAGUGAAUGACGAAGUUAAAGAGAAUAGUUUGACUACUUUGGGACUUUUUGCUUAUCUUGGAAGAGAAACAAGAAUAUACCUUUCAAGAAUGGGCAUAAAGGAUCUGAAUGAGCAUUGUCAAAAUUUCUUGAGUUACUUGGAAUGCGGUAGCAUGCUUAUACACCCUAAUCUUUCAACCAUGUCGGAGUAUCAUCUCUUCAUGGAGGUGGUAACUGAUGAGAUAGGAUGGCUUCAUUUCUAUCCCCUGGUUAGUUUGGAAUGGUGUCAACAUAAGAGGAAAUCCAAGCGGCAAAUGACACAAGCAGAGCAAGAGAUUAUUCUGUACCGAGUUCUUACUGCAUGUUAUGAUGUUAUCUCUGGGUUUGCUCACUACAGCAAUUCAACACAACAACCGAUGAACUCAUAUUUGUUAGAGUUCUUACUUAAUAGUCAGAGCCUGCUGUCGACGUGCAUGGACUAUUACUGGGCAGCUUUUGAUAAUUUAAGUGAGCCACAGAAACUCCUAGAAAGAGGCAUGUUUAACUCAAUAUUGGAGUCACCAGCAGAGGGCACACCGAAAAUUUGGUCCCAAAGUGGAACUCACUUUGGAUCUAGAGUAAAUCAGGCAACUGGCACAUCUAGUGAGGAUGUAGUUACCUUGAGAGAGUUGGAUUCUUCAUCUGCAGAAAAGCUUCGGGAAGAAAACUUCCUUAAGAAAUCUUCCAGGAAGGCAAUAUCAACAAGUGUAAAUGCAUGGAUGGGUACUCAAUUGCUUUUCGUAGACAUGAUUGAAGUUGUUGAGCUAUUGAAGAAGCAAAUCCGUGGCUGCAAAAUGACCAAAAGAGAGAAGAAGAAAAUAAAGAGAACACUAGCUGAUUUUGCUACCCUUGUGCCAAUAUUGAUAUUGAUGCUACUCCCGGUGUCAGCUGUUGGCCAUGCAGCUAUGCUGGCAGCAAUCAAGAAGUACCUGCCAUGUUUGAUUCCAUCGCCUUACACGUCCGAACGGCUUGGUAUGGUGAAACAACUGAAGAGAAUAAAGAAGCUGGAACUUCCAAAAAGGGGCAAGAGCAACAUCGAAGAUUACGCCAGCAAAUUCUACACAAAUCUUGCAAACCCACACAUAUCCCCAGAAGUCCAUCGCCGGCGAGCCAUAAUAGCUCCUGCCGCCGGAGCCGGUUUUCGCCACCCACAUCUCCCCUCAAAAGCGAGAAGAGAGAAUGAGUGGGAACUCACUCUGGCAUCAGUUUUGGCAAAUCCCUCUGUUCUUCCGCCACUCUAA